AUGGAGCGACGGGGCAGCGCCGAGGCCGAGAUCGCCGAGGAGCUGCCGACCCCGGAAGCUACGCCACGACCACGUAUCGUGCCAAUGAGCUAUGUGUACGAUGCUGUCGAGGCCAAGACGCUCACAGGGAUCAUCCAGCUACAGUACCUCGUGCGCAAGCAGCUCCGACGACGGAGGCGAAAGCACCGUGUCUGCCGGCGGCUCGUAGUCGCUGGUCCACCGGCCGGCGGCAAAGGAACGCUCUGCGACCGCCUCGUCGAUGCAUAUGGCGUCGUCCAUUUGUCGACAGGCGACAUCUUGCGCGCCGCCGUGCGCGCCGACUCGGCGUUGGGGCGUCAGGCCAACGCCUACAUGGUUGCUGGCGACCUCGUACCCGACAGCCUCAUGAUCUCGCUCAUCCUCGAUCGCCUGCGAGACGCCGACUGCACGUCGCGUGGCUGGCUCCUGGAUGGCUUCCCGCGCACGCAAGCCCAAGCGACCGCCAUGCUCGCCGCCGGCAUAUCGCCCGACCUCUUUGUACAGCUUAUCGUACCGGACGGCGAAGUCAUUGCGCGCAUUGCUGGUCGGCGCGUCGACGUCGAGACCAACAAGACAUACCACAUGACGUUUGACCCGCCGCCGCCGGACCGCGUGGACAAGGUUAUCCAGCGCGCCGACGACACGGAAGCCGCGAUCCGCGUCCGGCUGAACACCUUUCACCAGCACGCAACCGCUGUCGCAAAUGUCUUUGCAGCAGCCAAGACGCGCCGCUUGGACCUCGACGGCAUGGCGAUGACCAAGAACGGCAUGGUCGACGCAAUCGACGCGGCGCUAAGCGGCCCCAAGCUCGUGAUUCUCGGUCCUCCCGCGGGCGGGAAGGGCACACAGUGCGACCUCCUCGUGGCCGCCCUCGGCGUGGUGCACAUCUCAACCGGCGACAUGCUACGGGCGGCCGCCAACACGCCGUUGGGCCGCCAAGCCAAGGCGGCGAUGGACACAGGCGACCUCGUGCCCGACGAUGUCAUCAUUCGUAUGCUGCUCGAGCGCCUCGGGGCCGCCGACUGCAUCUUGCGCGGCUGGCUCCUCGACGGAUUCCCGCGCACACGAGCGCAAGUGGACGCGCUUCUCGCUCGCGGCCUCCGCCCGGACCUCGUGCUCGUACUCCACGUACCCGACGACGAGGUCGUUUCGCGCAUCGCAGGUCGCCGCAUCGAUCCGACCACAGGCGCGUCAUACCACGUCACCUUUAACCCACCGCCCAAUGGGGUCGCCGUCGUGCAGCGAGACGACGAUACGGAAGAGACGCUCCGAGUCCGGCUCCGAACGUACCACACGCACGCCGAGGCUGUUGUCGCGGCAUUUGCAGCCAAUGCCAUUCGCAUCGUCCACGUCGACGGCGUCACGAGUAGCAAAGCCGCCAUCACCGCGCAGGUCCAGUCAGCGCUCGCACCUUUACAAAACCUUGGUGUCGCCCCCGAGAAGCCAAAGCCGAAGCCCAAGUCCAAGCUCCCUACGACGACGAGCAACCCAAAGCCGCAGACGAUGCACCCUGAAAAGGCGCUGCAAGAACGACUCCAAUCGGGCCCGAUGACGCUUGCAGCACUGGACGCGAUCAUGCACGCGUCGUCCGCAGAGCUCGAAGCGUCGCGGGUCAAAGCCAUGGUCGACACGGCUGUCGCAAGUGUCCGCCACGCGCCCAAGGUCAUCUUCUUGGCGCCACCGGGCCUGUCGAUCGAACUGUAUGUGCAGUACAUCCGUGGCCUCGUGUCGGUCGUGCACUUGAACGCUGAGCAAUCGCUGUUGAAAGCGAUCCAGCGCAAGUCGGUGCUGGGCGAAAGCGCCGGCGAGUACGUGCACCGUCGGGAGCCCGUGCCCAAGGCGCUCCUUCAAGAGCUCGUGCUCACCCGCUUGGAGCGGCGCGACUGCCUCACGACCGGUUGGCUUCUCGACGGCUUUCCGCAGUCGAUCGAAGAUGCCGAGGCGCUCAUUGCUCGGGGGCUCAUUCCGCACGUGGUGUUUGUCCUGCGCACAAUGGUGGCCGACGACGAGCUCGUGCAGUGCCGCAUCGAAAACCAACUGGACCUCGAGCAAUCAGCGACGUCGCUCGAGGUCGAGGAGGAGCGCAUCCGGCUGGAGCUCCUCGCGUACCACGACCAGGUCGACGACAUUCUUAUGAGCUUUGCCGGCCGCGCCGCGGUCGUCGUGCUCCGUGAAGAGAGCGCCCUUGAGACGAUCGCGGCCACAUUGGACGCCCAAGUACCGAAAAAACCGGCAAAACCCGAAAAGCCUGUCAAGCCGGCGGGCUCAAACCCGCGUACGUGCAAGCCCAAGCGGCCGCAAGUGACGGACGCGGAUCUCGACGCCGCCGCCGCCGAGUGUAAGCAGCUGCAACUCGAAAAUGAAAAGCUCAAGCGGCGCUUCCUGGAACGCAAGCCGUCGCCACCGCAGCAGCAGAUGCUCGACAAGAACGUCGAGCUCCAGCUGCAAGCGCUCUUGUCCGAGAAGAAGAGCUUGCGCAAAGUCACGAUGCGCCAGAAAGAAAGCAUCGACGCCAACGAAUGGCACGCCAUCUUGCAAGCGUCGUUGGACGAGCUCGACCUCGUCAAGCUGCGCGUGCAGGCGUGCAAGAAGGCGCCAACGAACCAGUGCAAUGCGGACCUCACCGCCAAAGUCCACGCGCUGCAAACCCGGUACGAUGCGCUUCAAGACCAGUGGCGGGACUUGAACGAGCCGAAACGGGUGUCGCCGACCAAAAUCUCGGCGCUCGCCAAGCUCCGAAAGCGCGAAGCCGCCCUACUCAAGACCGACGAGCAGUACUACAGUGAGAAAGCGGCCCAGUUCCAACUACAUACGAGUCAGGAAGUCCAGCGCAUGCGCAGUGAAAUCGACGCGGCCAUCGUCGCCAUGGCGGCAAUGGACUCGGAGCUCCGUGCGGUGGCCGACGAAACCAAGGCGGCACAGGCCAAGCUGCCCAAGAUCCCACUUCCCCAGCUCAAGCUGCCCAAAUGCAAGCCGGUGCCCGAGACCACCGCGCCCACGUCGUUGCCGCGACUGGAAAAGCCUCAAACAAGCGACAAAUCAGCAAAAGAGCCGCGUCGAAAACCCCACACUACGUCGCGGGUGUGA
This is a messenger RNA of Saprolegnia diclina VS20, 3105 nucleotides long. RefSeq lists its product as hypothetical. The record is from RefSeq and is a predicted model, not a curated record. Gene Ontology annotation, molecular function: nucleoside diphosphate kinase activity; ATP binding; AMP kinase activity. Gene Ontology annotation, biological process: nucleoside triphosphate biosynthetic process. Bases 1 to 3105 code for a protein of 1034 amino acids. NCBI's taxonomy places the organism in Eukaryota, Oomycota, Saprolegniomycetes, Saprolegniales, Saprolegniaceae. Gene Ontology annotation, cellular component: cytoplasm. The transcript has a single exon.